Molecule: messenger RNA, 3399 nt
Organism: Olea europaea var. sylvestris
Lineage: Eukaryota; Viridiplantae; Streptophyta; Magnoliopsida; Lamiales; Oleaceae
Product: protein SMAX1-LIKE 4-like
Exons: 4
Coding region: 265-3330 (1021 amino acids)
Source: RefSeq, a predicted model, not a curated record
UGAUAUCACUUGAAAAUCUUGGCCAUUUUCUAGACACUCUCAAUAUUGCCUCAGCUAAUAUAAACAAGAAACCAGAACCAGGUUUCUUUAUAGUCUGAAGAAAUUAUACAGUGAUUACUGAAGAAAAAUUGUGGGGUUGGGUUAUAAUUUAAGGGGGAAGAGAAGGGUAUAAGAAAAAAGAGAGAAGAUUUAGUUGAGUUUGUGAAGAAGAUAAGGAGUUUUCAAUCCAAGAGGGGGUUUUGGGGGUGGAGUGUGGGCUAAGUUAUGCGUGCAGGAGCUUGUGCAUUGCAACAGACCCUCUCAUUGGAGGCUGCUUCAGUCUUGAAGCACUCUCUCAGCCUAGCAAGGCGGCGUGGCCACGCUCAGGUCACUCCUCUUCAUGUCGCCGCCACCUUGCUGAGCUCAAGAGUCAGUAUUCUCCGGCGAGCCUGUCUCAAAUCUCAGCCUCAUCAAGCUUCUCAUCCUCUUCAAUGCAGAGCCCUUGAGCUUUGCUUCAACGUGGCCCUCAACCGUCUCCCGGCCACUCCUGGCCCGCUUCUCCACGGCCAGCCUUCGCUUUCCAAUGCACUGAUUGCUGCACUCAAAAGGGCACAGGCACACCAGAGGAGGGGUUGUUUAGAGCAGCAACAACAGCAACCACUUAUAGCCAUUAAAGUAGAACUGGAACAACUUAUUCUGUCAAUCUUGGAUGACCCUAGUGUCAGUCGAGUUAUGAGAGAAGCUGGUUUCUCCAGCACUGCAGUGAAAAACAAUUUAGAGGAUUCUUCAGUUUCAUCCGUAUUUCAGUGUUACAACACCUCUGGUGGGAUCUACUCAACACCAAGCUCUCCUCCAACUGAAACCCACAGAGAACUCACCAACCCCACCAGUUUCUUGCAUUCGCAUUUUCUUUCUUACUCUCCCGAGCCAAACCCUCUUUUCUUUUCCCCUCAAAAGAAACCUUUGAGCAAUUAUUUUUCCGAUGCAUCUCUAUCUUCUUUAAAGGACGACGUAAAGGUUGUUCUCGAUGUUUUCCUGAGGAAGAAACGAAGAAACGCAGUCAUAAUUGGUGAUUCUUUAUCCAUAACCGAAGGUCUCGUUUCAGAACUGAUGAGUAAAAUGGAGCGAGGUGAUAUUCCUGAGGAGAUGAAACCAGCCCACUUCAUCAAAUUCCAGUUUUCAUCAGUACCUGUCAGGCUCAUGAAGAUAGAAGAAGUGAAGAUGAGUAUUACAGACCUGAAAAGGAAGGUUGAAUCUGUAGCACCAGGUGGUGGUGUCAUUAUCUAUGCAGGCGACUUGAAAUGGACUAUUGACCCUGGUUCUGUUGAGAGAGAGCCUAAGGAAGAAUCUGGUUCUAAUCCAGUUGAUUAUUUAGUUGCUGAGAUUGGAAAAUUGAUUUCUUGGUUCAACAAUUCAAGCACAAGGGUAUGGUUAAUGACUACUGCAAAUUACCAGACCUAUAUAAAAUGCCAAAUGAAGCAGCCCCCACUGGAUCUUCAAUGGGAUCUUCAACCAGUUUCUGUUCCAUCUGGUGGAUUAGGAUUGAGUCUCAAUGCUGCUACGAGUUUGAGAGAUUCAAAAAUUAGCUUCUCACCAGUAUUAGAAAAGGAGUCAUUCUCAGGAGUGGAAGAAGAUGUGCUGAAUUGCUGCCCAGAAUGUACCUCCAAAUAUGAAAAAGAAGUUGGCUUCUAUAGCCAGCAGAAAUCUUCUGUGCACUCAAACUCUUGCAAGAACACAGAAAAUGGUUCAGCACAAUUGCCUUUCUGGCUUAAACUGCGUGGCAACGACAAACCCGAGAAGGAUGAUUUGACAGAAUUGAGGAGAAAAUGGAACAGAUUGUGCCAUAAUCUUCACCAAGGGAGGCAUAAUCAGAAUAACAUCAGCUCUAUUGUUAGCAAUCAGGGAUACCUUGGGAGGAAUUAUCCCUACAAUUUAUCAUAUCCGUGUUUUCCAAAUCAGAAUAGCAUCUUUACUGAGUCGAAAUUACUGUCAUUCUCUGAUCCAAUCGUGAAUCCUAAUCAAAGUGUUAGUCCAUUCCCUCGUUUUAGAAGACAGAAAUCGUGCCAUAUCGAGUUUAGUUUAAGCAAUGGAAGUCCCAAACAUCAGUCGGUAGAACCAAAUUUGGAUUCGCUUAAAAGCACGGACAGUAAGGAAGUUAAAAUCACCCUCGGCCUAGGGAAUUCCUUGUUUACUGAUGCAGUAACAAAUGAGAAAACGGAAUUGCGUAAUGUGUUGGAAGGAAAUGUGCCUUGGCAAUCAGAAGCCAUCGCUUCCAUUGUAGGAACACUGAUGGAUUCUAGAGGAGUAAACGAAGAUACAUGGUUAUUUAUUCAGGGAAAUGACUCAAUAGGAAAAAGAAGACUGGCUGUUGGAAUAGCACAAUCAAUGUUUGGUUCUUCUGACUUGCUUUUGUGCAUGAACAUGAGAAAGAAUACGAAUACACCGACUCAGAACCGUGAAAGGCUCGAAAAGGCCCUGAGAAAUCAAGAUAAGAUUGUCAUUCUAGUCGAAGACAUUGAUCAUGCUGAUACUGAGUUGGUUAAGUUUCUUGAUGAACGGUUUGAGACACCGGAUAAGAAAGGGAGAGAUUCUACUCGUGUUGUUUUCAUCUUAACUGAGGGUGAUUCUCCAAGAUAUGAAAAUGCGGACUCUGUAAUUCAGAUGAAACUGGUCGUCAAAGAACCCGCUGUCUCUUCAGGGAUGCCUAAUCUUAAUCACAAGCGUAAAGAGGAAUGGGAUUCGCCUAAUUACAUAACAAAGUGUCCUAGAAACAGUGAAAUGGAAGUUGCCUCUCCAGAGGAUACUGAAAAUGAGAAAAGGGACUUCUUCAAGAAACAGUUAAUCUCCAAUAUCCUCGACCUCAACAUCAAAGCUGACGAGGACGAAGAGAGUGAAGGCAAACUGUUGAGACAGUUCAGCCCCAUUUCAAGUAACUCAACUCGCGAAACAACAAUUUGUCAACAAAUCCCCUUAAGGUUCAUCGAAAAGAUCAAAAACCGUUAUGUUUUCAAUACAAAAUCCGAUCAAGACGAGCAAGUUAGAGAAAUGUUCUUGUCCAAAUUCAAGAGUUCUUUUCAAGAGGCUUGUGGAAAUAAGAACCAGUGUUGUUUCGUCAUGGAGGAAAUGGUGUUGAAAGAAGUUUUGAGAGGGUGUGGCUUAUUCCUAAAUAGCUUAUUUGAACAAUGGCUAAAAGACAUUUUUCAAACAAGCUUGGUAAUGAAUGAUAGUGCAAGUAAAGAGAGUGUUAGCGUUAGGCUCUGUUUAGGAGGGAAAGGAGAGGGGGGUUCUGCAAAGGAUGGAUUCAUGGGCACUUGUCUUCCUAAAAGGAUCCAACUUUGUUUCAUAGGUUAAAAGAUGCUGUAAAAUCCUGUUCUUUAGCAUGUAAUGAAAGUUUUUAAUAGAAUGUCUGGUUUGUUUUCA